Musca domestica (house fly) is the source of this 1176-nucleotide messenger RNA. RefSeq names its product vitellogenin-1-like. The transcript has 3 exons. Gene Ontology annotation, biological process: lipid metabolic process. NCBI's taxonomy places the organism in Eukaryota, Metazoa, Arthropoda, Insecta, Diptera, Muscidae. Gene Ontology annotation, molecular function: lipase activity. The record is from RefSeq and is a predicted model, not a curated record. The coding region runs from base 1 to 1176 and encodes 391 amino acids.
AUGGAGUUUCAUGGCGCAAAGAAAUUAAUUAUUACAUAUCUCUUGCUCACUGCUUUGGUGCGAAGUAGUUCGGGAUUUUCGGUAAUGAGUUUGGAUCUGUUUUAUUCGGCCAGUAGUAUUAUAUCCGGAAUUGGAGCUGAAUUGUUGCAAAAUUUUCCAACUGUGUCUCAAUUAUUCUCAGCGUCAAUACAAAUGUUAUUCGGUUUACCGGAACAGGCCUUAUUUAAGGCAAUUAAUCAAUUGUGUUCAAUAUAUGUGGGUUCGGAUAACAUAGAUCCCCGUAUAACACCUAAACUCAAGGAGAUGUACUUUCAACUGAGGACGCCCUGUUCCAACAUAAGCGUACCCUUAAGUGAAGCCCAAAAAUUACUCGAGUAUCCCGAAUUUGAUGCGAAGAAAAGAGUUGUGAUUUUUAUAACAGGAUGGAUGUCUAAUAUUCAUGCCGAUUACAUUGAAGACAUGGCCAGAGCUUUUAAUUGCAGAGGAAAUUACAAUUUUUUGGCAUUAAAUGCUUCAAACUUCAUCCAAACAUUAUACACAUGGUCCGCCUUUAAUACUGAUGCUGUGGGCAUUUUCGUUGGCAAGGGCAUUGCUAAAUUGAGUAAAAAAAUUCCAGCAAAAAAGAUACAUUUGAUUGGUCACAGCUUGGGAGCACAUAUUGCCGGUCGAGCUGGACGACAAUUUCAAAAACUCACUGGGCAAAGUUUGUAUCGUAUAACGGGUUUGGAUCCAGCAAAUCCCUGCUUUAAUGAAGGAGAAACCCUUUCUGGUUUACAUCGUGGCGAUGCCGAUUUCGUUGAUGUCAUACAUUCAAAUCCUGGUGUUUUGGGUAAAGCCCAACCCUUGGGUGAUGUGGAUUUUUAUCCUGACGGUUUGGCACCCAUCAAAACGGGUUGUGUAAUUUUCGGCUGCUCACACAGUCGUGCCUAUGAGUAUUUUAUUGAAACAGUUUUUCCAGGAAAUGAAAAUAAUUUUUUGGCCAAACGUUGUAAUUCAAUGACAAGUUAUAAUGGUGGACAGUGUGACGGCCUCGUGUAUCCAAUGGGUAUUGCAACACCGACGUAUUUAAAGGGUGAUUUCUUUCUAUCGGUAAAUGCGAAAGAUCCUUUUGGAAAGAAUGCCUCACGAAUGGCUGUGGAUAUGACUCAAUAUUUGUGUGGUCGUUGUAGUAAUUAG